Mya arenaria is the source of this 5765-nucleotide messenger RNA. Its product is annotated as KIF-binding protein-like. The record is from RefSeq and is a predicted model, not a curated record. The coding region runs from base 7 to 2109 and encodes 700 amino acids. The transcript has 2 exons. Lineage: Eukaryota; Metazoa; Mollusca; Bivalvia; Myida; Myidae. Gene Ontology annotation, molecular function: protein binding.
UCCAAGAUGGCUUCCUGGAAAGAUAUUCUCGAAAAUGAGGGAUAUAAUCAGCUAAUUGAGGCCAAAAAGUACACUGAAGAACUUGCAAAAGAUGAUCCUGAAGACGAACCAUAUAGGUCUUUGUACCAUGCAAGAGGAAUUUACAAAUCUGUGCACAAACUCAUUAAAAAAACAGCAGACAAACACCACUGGGACGAAGAUUUCUACUUCGUUUGGUCUGCUUUGGAACUGAAACUAGGAAUCAAUUAUGUCUCCACAGAAGAAAAGUCAACUGGUGAAGAACAUCUGCAAAAAUGCCUUGAUAAAAUGGAAGAUUUCAAGUUGACUAAAGAAGGAAUGGGCAUUUAUCAGGAAGCACUGAAUCAGAUGGGUAUCUUACAAUCUGGACGGGGAAAGCCUGAGGAAGCUCUUGAUUGCUUCAAGCAGGCUGAGCUUCUUUAUGUUGACUUUAAGGACAUAGUUGGUGGGGCUCCAUGCUCUGUAGAUGAGUAUUUGUCUCCUAAAGUUGAAGACACUAGUCAACUUGAACUUGAAAGAACCAAGAAAUUUGAAAGCGCAUACACCCAUACAUUGUUCUACUUUGCUCAAGUAUAUCAGCAGUUGGGUGAGGCAGAUAUUUCCGGUCAGUACUGUCAUCUGACUUUACAACGGCAAUUGGAUAGUCCUGGUCUUGAUCCAUUGGACUGGUGUUUGCAUGCAGCUACUCUUUCCCAGUAUUACAUGACAAACAGGGACUUCACUAUAUCAAGACAUUGCCUGGCAAGUGCUGAAGUGGUGUACGCCCAGGCUGAAGCAAAUGAUGAAGUAAAUUGUCCUGAUGAGGAGAAGGAGAAGCUCCAUCAAGCUAAGGCUGAUAUUGUUCGAUGCUGGAUAAAAUAUGGUCUUGGUCUUAUGGAAUAUUCCAGGGAAGAGUUACUUAACGAAGCUGCUGGAAAAACUAAAGAUGACAUGGACAUAGAUGAGAAUGCGGAUGAAAAUAAAAACGAAAAUGUUGACACCGAUAAAGAAUCUAAUCAGUCUGAAAAUGCCAGUGAUGAAAGAGGUGCUUCCAGCUGUUCAAGAGUUUCUAAUAAAGCAACAGAAAAUCAAGAUGAUGAUCAGGCUAAGGAAAAGUCAAAUGAUAAUGAAAGUAUUGAAGAACAAGAGACUAGUGCAAAUCAAGCAGAAAAUACUGAAGCAGCUGCCCCAAAUAGUAUUGAUGUUAAAAAUAGUGAUGAAAAAAAUGGUCAGCUUGGUGAUGAAGAUCCAGAGAAAAUUGCAGAAAGACUAAAACAUCAAAAAGAGGAAAUUUCAAAAAGAAGCAAUGAAUUGAGAAAAAAUGCUUUCAAGAAAGGUGGAAAAAGGUUCAAUCUGGAGGUAACCUCCCAUGAAGAAAAAAUAACGGACAAAACCCUGAAAACAUUUGAUGAGGCUCGCGAAAUUUUCCUCCUUGUCAAGAAAUGGAUAGAUGGAGCCAAAGAAUUUUACAAAUUUGAGCACCAUUGCACUGACUAUGUAUCCAUUGUGCAAGAUCACAGUCUGUCCUUCAAGUUUCUUUCAUUUUUUGAACCAGACUUAGAAAGGCAAUGUAAAAUGCACAAGAGAAGGAUAGAUAUGUUGACAGAGAUUUUGAAUGAGUUGAAUCCACAGCAUUACCUGCUUGUGUGCAGACAGCUCAUGUUUGAAAUUGCCGACACAUACAGCGCUAUGAUGGACCUAAAGAUAGCAAUCCUUGAAGCUGCAGGGGGAACUGUUCGACCCACUCCUCAUCAUGUGAAGAAAAUCAACAUACUUGUCAGUGAGAGUAUCAAAUAUUAUCAGGAAUACCUAAACACCUUGAAGGGAGGGAAACCUGUGUAUCCUGAUGAAUUUCCAAUCAAUGAUGUUCGACCGGGAUUGGUAGCAAUGUUCUGCAUGGGUCGAUUGUAUUCAAAGUUCUUAGCCGGGGAUGUGCAAACACGGUUGUUGAAUAUGAAGAAAAGUAAGGAUUGUUACCAGUUUGUUGUCGAUUACUGCAAAAAGAACCCAUCAGCAAAGCCAUUAGUUGAAACAGAGGCAGAUAUCUGUCAGGAAAUGGUUGAAUUGCUUCCAGCAAAAAUGGAAAGAGUCCGAUUGCAAGCGGAAAUGUAGGCUCGUGGUCUGCAAGGUGUUUAAUCAAAGUAUGAAGUGAUAUAUUAACUUAUUGGUAUUAUUUUGGUAACUUAUUAUUAUAGUAUUUAUGAUGGACAUAUAAGGGAUUGCAAUAAAACAUAUAUAAGUUUAAUAAGUACUACUGUACAGUGUACUGUUCAGUAUCAUUCAUGAUAUUUUAUAUAAAAUCAACAUUUAGAUUACAAACCAGCUGUAUUUUCAUUUCAUAACAGAAGGGAUUUCCCUGAAUACCCAUGAUGAUGAACUUAUAUACAAUAUACUAAGUGUCAAGAGGAAAAAUUGGCAACCAUAGAAAUACAUUGAAUAACAAAUAUCUUUAUUAAAAGUAAUUUAGAAUUGUUAAACUAAUAUACCGGUACUUCCAGAACACAUGCAUAUUUUUGUGGCAUUAUUUAGUUAUUGAGGGUUACGAAUGGUUCGCUUAUGUAUAAGCGAUUUUGACUGAAUGAACCCCAAAAUUUAAAUUGGAAUACCUCUGAUCAUACUACUUAAAUUAGGUCUGUGUUUGGUAAAAUGACGGCAAAAUGUAUGUGACUUCCGUCAAACAAGUGACGUCAUUGAUAGGUCAUUGCAUCGAUACUCCUGAAGUCCUUAGGAGUUCACUAACAUGCACUGACCAAAUGUUUUCACACACUGAUUAACUGCAAUACUAAAUUAUUCAUAAAUGAAUUAUUUGUUGUUUAUAGUUCAGAUGUUGUCACUUGUGAGAUGGUGUAUGCAAUAAGACAUAUAAUUAUGUAGCUUCUCAAAGUUGUAAAUUGUUUACAUUAUUUAAACAUGAACACAAAACAUUUGCACACAAUUGAAAUUGAAAGCUGUUCCAGUGCUAAUACCUUUCCGUAUAAUAAGGAGUUUGCUAGGCUUUUAAAGAGACAGGGUGCUUAGGGAGAAAAAGGGCACAAACAUGUUGAAUAAGGCUGUUAAGAGCUUAAAUAUUAUGAUUUUGACAUUAAUUGUUGUGUUUAAUUGAAGUAAUAUAAGGUUUCAAUUACCAAAUAUGUUAAGUGUGUAUGUAUUUAUAAUUACAUUAUAAGUGUUAAUCAAAAGAUAUGUUUCACAGUCUUAUGCAUUUGAUUCUAUGAAGGCAGAAGUGUACCCAUGCUGGUCUUCAUGAGGGCAGAAGAGUGCUACCAAAAAUGGACUGAGUAAAGCACCCUUUCAUAACUCUUUAACUAAACCCUUGUAAAUGUACAGUAUAUUUACAUGCAUAGUGUAAAAAACUUACAAGGUUUGUCCUGUUGUAUUUGCCUAACCCAUGUCAUGUCAGUUAUUUUAAGCUCAACUAUUCGAAAAAUAGAUGGGCUAUACUACUCGCCACAGCGUAGGCGUCCGGUUAAAGUUUUAGGGCAAGUUGGGAUUUUCACUUAUAAGUCCAAUACCCUACAUUCACUUGAGUUUAUACUUCACACAGUUGUUCAGGGCCAUCACAUGAUGAGGUUAGAUAACUCCAUAUUAUUCUUUACACAGAUUAUGGCCCCUGAUUGACUAUGAAACUUGGGUUAAAGUUUUAGGGCAGGUUGGGAUAUUUAUAAAUAACUGCUAUACCCUUUGUUCAAUUGACUUAAUACUACACACAGUUGUUCAGGACCAUCACACAAUGAGGUUACAUAAUCCCAUAUUAUCCUUAAUACAAGUUAUGGCCCCUGAUUGACUUAGGUUAAAGUUUUAGGGCAGGUUAAAGUUUUAGGGCAAGUUGGGAUUUUCACUUAAAACUCCAAUACCAUUCAUUCAAUUGACUUAAUACUUCACACAUUUGUUCAGAGCCAUCACAUAAUGAGGUUAGAUAACUCCAUAUUAUUUUUUUAUACAAAUUAUGGCCCCUGAUUGACUAUGGAACUUAGGUUAAAGUUUUAGGGCAGGUUGGGAUAUUUAUUAAUAACUUCUAUACCCUUCAUUCAAUUAACUUAAUACUUCACACAAUUGUUCAGGACCAUCACCCAAUGAGGUUACAUAACUCCAUAUCCUUAAUACAAGUUAUGGCCCCUGAUUGACUUAGGUUAAAGUUUUAGGCAAGUAAAAGUUGAGGGCAAUUUGGGAUUUAAAUAAAAAAAACUUCUAUACCUUUCAUUCCAUGCACUUAAUAAAAUUCAAAAUUAUUUACGAGCAUCUUACAACAAGAAACAUAACUCCAUUUUAACCUAGAUACAAAUUAUGUCCCUUCAAUAUAUAUAUAUAUUUUUAAUUUCUUUUGAUAGGCACAUUUUUACAUUCUUAACCAGCUUUUUACCAAGGGAAAACAAGGAGGGCUAUACUAUAUGGCCCUUGAAUUUUUAUUAUUAUUAUUCUUUUUUUCACUUUUAAUUUCUUUUGAAAGGCAUAUUUGUAUAUUCUUUACCACAUUUUCAUAAUGGGAAAUCAAGUUAUUUGAAUGUCUUGCGUCAUUUUUCGGAUGGUGGGAGGGCAGCAUCAAAGUCACCUUACAUAUUGUAUAAUUUUAGUUUGGUUUGACAUAAAUAGACCAAACUUGGUAAUAUUACAUUAUUAUUGUAUUCACUUCUAAGUCAAAGCAGCGAAGUCGAGCGCGCUGUCUUACGACAGCUCUUAUUAUUGAUAGUUACCUUUCUGGAACCGGCACACCUUCACAUUUUCUUAACAAUUUGCAAUAUUAUAAAUCUUCCAGCUUUGCUUUAUAUAGUACUUGCACUAAUGUAUUGUUUAAAUAUGUAAAUGUUACAGCAUACAUUGUAUUUAUUGUUUUAAUUUUGGAGAAGGAUUGUUAUGAUAACUUAUAAAAACACCAGUAGCAAAUUGUAUAAAACUUUGAUAAUUGGUUGGACCUGUCCCAAGUUCAAUGCCUUCCACAGUGCGGAAUGUGUCAUAUUUUUUUCAUUUAAAAAUAUAGCAUCAAGAACCCACAAGACAUUGUUGAUUAGGUAGUCUGGGGCAUUUUGACACAAAAAACUAUCCCAAAACAUGUCACAAAGAAUGUAUGUUCUACUCCUGAAAAAAGAUUGUCUCUCAAAACUAAAUAAAACCUGCACUUUAGAAACAUUUUAAUUUUUGGUCUUUCCCACCCACUUUGGCACUGUGGAAGGUCCUUAAUACUAGUUUUUUGAUAAAUAUUUACCAAUCAAUACAUGUUUUGGGUAAUUUUGACAAAACCAAAGGUUAUCCGGAUUUAUAUAAUUGGCUGCUGUAGUGUUUUGUUGUUUAAAGGAUUGUUACAAUUGUUUUGAAAAAAAAAACGUAUUGUUUUGACUCCUGUAUAUAUCUUUUCAUGUUUCGACAGUUUUGUUUCUUAGAUUGUUUUAAAUGAUUGAGCUUUUGAAUAAAUUAUUAAACAAACUUUAUAUCUCCUCUACCAUAAUUGAUAACAUUUCAGAUCAUUCCAAUAAAUAAAGUGCUUUUUAUAAUUAUAUUUUACGAACACAUGCAUCAUGUUAUAUUUCAAACAAACACGCACUACAUGUGUAAAAGAGUUAUAUUUUAAUUACUUUUAUUGGUUCAGAUUGCUGUUUCAGGCAAAAUAUCAUAAGCUGUUCGGUGAUGUCAUUCCAAGGAUUGAGUUGUUUUCUCACCUAUUUCUUAGUUAUAACUUACCAAUGCCAGAAUGUAUUUUUCCAGCUUAUAAGUCAUUUCCAUUGUUUUUGUGAAGUUGCUAUGUAGUCUAACAGCAUUAAAGUGUAGAAAAUCCA